CUUGAUCUGUAGAUUUUUUUAGGCUAACGGCUUGGAGGCCUAAUAUUAGUUUAAUUGCAUCACAUUCUUUUAAGGUCGCACCCGAAGGUCAUUCAUCGCGGUGAUAUAUGGCCGAGCCGGACAAGUUAAACAUUGACAGCUUGAUUUCGAGACUUCUGGAGGUUCGUGGGUCUCGUCCAGGAAAAAAUGUGCAAUUAACUGAAGGUGAAAUCAGAGGCUUAGCUCUUAAGUCGAGGGAAAUUUUUCUUCGUCAGCCAAUUUUAUUGGAACUUGAAGCACCUUUGAAGAUAUGUGGAGAUAUUCAUGGCCAAUAUUAUGACUUGUUACGCCUUUUUGAGUAUGGUGGAUUUCCUCCAGAUGCUAAUUAUCUAUUCUUGGGCGAUUAUGUUGACCGUGGAAAACAGUCAUUGGAAACGAUAUGUCUCCUCCUAGCUUACAAAAUAAAAUAUCCCGAAAACUUUUUCCUGUUGCGUGGAAACCAUGAAUGCGCUUCAAUCAAUCGCAUAUAUGGAUUUUAUGACGAAUGUAAGCGGAGGUACAACAUAAAAUUGUGGAAGACGUUUACUGACUGUUUCAAUUGUUUACCAAUAGUUGCCAUUGUUGAUGAAAAGAUUUUCUGUUGUCAUGGUGGUCUCUCUCCCGAUCUCCAUUCCAUGGAGCAAAUACGUAGGAUUAUGCGACCAACUGACGUUCCUGAGCAGGGUUUACUGUGUGACCUUCUUUGGUCAGAUCCAGAUAAAGAUAUAACCGGUUGGGGAGAAAAUGAUCGUGGUGUCAGUUAUACAUUUGGAGCGGAUAUUGUCACUAAAUUUCUUCAUAGUCAUGAACUCGACUUGAUAUGCAGAGCCCAUCAGGUUGUGGAAGAUGGUUACGAAUUUUUCGCUAAACGUCAACUAGUAACAUUAUUCUCCGCACCUAAUUAUUGUGGAGAGUUUGAUAACGCUGGGGCAAUGAUGUCUGUUGAUGAAACUCUUACUUGCUCUUUCCAGAUAUUAAAGCCUGCAGACAAGAAGAAAUUUAAUUUCGGGUCACUGAAUUCCGGUUGGCCUUCUACUCCGCCAAGGAACUCCAAGCUUAAAGACAAAUGAAUUCCAUAUAAAAGCUUUUUGUGAGUAAUGGAUUUCGAAAACCGUUACUUCAUUGUGUAUUCGUAUUUUGGUUAUUCAUUAUUCACUGUACAGCUAUCAGGCGAUAAAGAUUUGUAUGUCUAAUGAGAAUAUGUUAUAUUUUGGGUGAUCAUCACUUCGUCCUUUUUAAAUGAUAACGAAUAAAUUUCUAUCAAUCACUAAUUACAGAUUUCAUGUCCAUUUUUAGUAUACUUUAUGUUUAAGACAUGAAGUUUCUAGGUUAUUCUGACAUUUUAUCCUGCCCAGUGUCAAGUGAUGUACAGUCAUGUUAACUCCUACUUAUCACUAUUUAUCACUGUACAAUAAUUUUCAUAUGUUGUAUUUUACCAUCGUAGGCGCCGCAUCUUCAUUGUAUUUAACUCAUUUAAUAGCCGAUUAACACAUCAUGUUAUCUGUUAAUUACUUACUAAAAGUGCUUGUAUAAAUAAAUAUUCGGAAAGUUUUUGUCUUGAGUUAUGUUUCUUCUUGUUCAAGUUCCGAACCCAGAAAAGUUUGGCUUUUCGUUUUUAGCUACUGGCAUAGCUUAAAAACAAAUUAGCCAGUUAUCACAAGUUGAAAAUAAUUCUGUUUCCUUAGGCUGUCCCACACUGUAUGUUUUGGUAUUUGGUGUCCAAUGUCUCUCUUCUGGUCAAAAGAGAAAAUUUUCGUUUUCGUACAUAUAUAUAUAUAUAUAUAUAUAUAUAUAUACAUAACCAUUUUUAUAAUGAAAUAGCCCUAUGGUUGGUUCUCUUGCCAGACAGUUUUUCCUUAGUUCUUUUUUUAGGAUCAGAUGUCUUGAUGUAACGGUCAUCAGUGAAUUCUCAUUUAACAGACUAACAGUGUUACUUGUAGCUAAGUAAUCAAUGAUACUGAUUUUAUGAUCAGACUAUGCUUUUAGGCGUAAUCACUACC
This is a messenger RNA of Trichobilharzia szidati, 2018 nucleotides long. The record is from the annotation of a GenBank genome assembly. Lineage: Eukaryota; Metazoa; Platyhelminthes; Trematoda; Strigeidida; Schistosomatidae.